Messenger RNA from Macadamia integrifolia, 393 nucleotides. RefSeq lists its product as uncharacterized. Lineage: Eukaryota; Viridiplantae; Streptophyta; Magnoliopsida; Proteales; Proteaceae. The record is from RefSeq and is a predicted model, not a curated record. The transcript is spliced from 2 exons. Bases 56 to 364 code for a protein of 102 amino acids.
CCGACACUAUCAGUUGGAUACAUCGAGAGAGAGUGAGAGAGCGAGAAAAGGUUAGAUGGAGCAGUUUAUGAAGCUGAUGAGAGAUGAACACCGUAUCUUCACCGACACUGAUGAUGAGAAGAUGCUGACGCUGCUGGAGACCACCCACGCUCACGCCUCCCUGGUGGUCGAUGUGCAGCCUCUUCUCGAACUCAUCCAGGACAUCCUCAACCUCUCCACCACCACCACUACUGCCACCAAUAUCAGCCCCACUGGCCAACCUGUCUGCCAUGCUAUGGAAAGCUUGAAAAAUAAGAUUUCUUCAGCGGCUACUUUCGAAGGAUUGGCUCGAGACAUCCACAACAUCUCCUGCAAGGUUAGUUAACUUGACAACCACUGACAUAUGGUGGGGAG